UUGGCAUAAGCGUUUAAAUGGUCUAUACCGAUAUAGUUCACCAUGUCUUUCGGAAGGUUAUUAGCCACUUUAGUGGCCAUCGUUACCUCUGUAUGCUAUGUAAAUUCAAUCUGUUAUGCAACAAUUGACUGUAACACUGUGGACUGUCAAAAUGUCACUUCUUGCUCCGAAGAUGGCCAAGUGCUAAUACCCGCUGAUAAUGGACGAUGUGGACGUUGCUGUAACUCUUGCGUUUUCACGGAGAGUUUUGAAGUAGAUAGUAAUCCAAGCACUUGCUACUAUACCGAAGGUGACCAAGUGAAGAACAUCACAUGCGCAAAAGAUCAGAAAUGUUGCGCCAUUUUGAAGAAGUGCAUUGAUGCUCUUAAGCAUUGUCCAAUUAGGACUACUGGUCAAUAAUAUCAUAAUGUUUUGUAGGAAGUAUUUUAAAGGUGGAUGUAAAAAUUUCAAAUGCGUCCCACGUGUCUUCUUGUAUAAGCUCUAUAAACAAUAAAGUCUUAAAUAUACGAGGUGUGUGAUUUAA
Messenger RNA from Anthonomus grandis grandis, 523 nucleotides. RefSeq lists its product as uncharacterized. The transcript has 2 exons. Bases 43 to 399 code for a protein of 118 amino acids. Lineage: Eukaryota; Metazoa; Arthropoda; Insecta; Coleoptera; Curculionidae. The record is from RefSeq and is a predicted model, not a curated record.